Molecule: messenger RNA, 3724 nt
Organism: Strongylocentrotus purpuratus (purple sea urchin)
Lineage: Eukaryota; Metazoa; Echinodermata; Echinoidea; Camarodonta; Strongylocentrotidae
Exons: 2
Coding region: 164-3220 (1018 amino acids)
Biological process (GO): positive regulation of DNA-templated transcription
Cellular component (GO): chromatin; nucleoplasm
Molecular function (GO): zinc ion binding; ubiquitin-protein transferase activity
Source: RefSeq, a predicted model, not a curated record
AUCAAUUCUAUAACCCAACUAUUGCACUCGAUAACAGAGCUGAGCAACUUACGCUACUUAGUAUUGCGACAAUACAUCACAUCACAUCACAAAUUGUUUUUUAUGAUUUGCCUAGGUGCAGAAACAAGUAUUGUAGCUGCAUUAUACUCGAACAUUAGAACAAAUGGCGGCCCAAUUAAGUGUGGAGAACCUCAAUGAGAAAUUAGUUUGUGCAGUUUGCCAGAAUACUCUCAAGAAUCCGAAACUUCUUGCAUGCUUUCAUGCAUUCUGUGAGGAGUGUUUGAAACAGGGUGAUCAAAUAGAAGUGUGUUCAGGUGAGCUGCAAUGCCCAGAAUGUAGCAAGGUGACGGAUCUUCCAGAAGAGGGCGUGGCAGGACUCGAUUGGAAUCCACUGGUUUGCAGGCUAGUCGAAGUGCUUCAGGCAAAGAAGAAGGCGAGCCACAUCAUGUGUGAUGCAUGCGGAGACAGCGAGUCACCUUUGACAACCUACUGCCGAGACUGUUUAAGUUUCAUCUGCGACGCAUGUGCUUCUUACCAUGGAAAAAUGAAACUCUUGUUAAAGGACCACCAUACAGUUCCCCUGGACAAGAUUAUCAAUGGGACUAUCCAAAUCAAGUGGAUGGAAGAGGGCUUGUGGAGAAAGGCACACGAAUGUGGAGAUCAUAUCGGUGAGCUGCGGAGAUUCUACUGCAGAACCUGCAAGAAACGUAUCUGCAGGGAUUGUAUCGUUCUCGACCAUACCAAACCUGACCAUGACUGCACCACAGUGCAGAAGAUGUUUCAAGAAACACAGGAGAAGUUAAAAGAUCGUUUGAAAAGCUGCAACGAAAAGGAGGAACAUGUGAGCACCAUGUUAAACGAUGUGGACGUACGAGAAACAGAAGCAAACCGGGAGUUUCAUAUGAUGAAACAAAGUAUUCGGGACCUCAAAUCAACGGCUAUUGCAAAUAUGAACAAAACAGAGCAAGAACUUUUGCAGAAGGUUGAAGUAUUGGAGGAAAAGCUAAACAACAAAAUACAAGCUUUCAGAGACAACAUGAAAACAACAAAAGAAAAUCUCACAAAGGCGCAAUCAAAGGCUAAAGAGGUUGUUUCGGCAAAAGAGGUUACUGACAUCUCUAGAGGUCCCUUCUUACCUGAAGAUAUUCUAAAAGAACUGGAAGAAUUGAUCGCGUCAGAUGUCACUAUGACAAUUUCUAGGGAUCUCAUGACUCUGAAAUCUACCAUGAUAGAGGGGUCGAAGUUGCCAGAGCAAAUGGUGCGCUUUGCUAAGCUGACAUUGCCGCAUAUUUGGCGAGAGACUCAGAUGUUUCCAAUUCCUGAUGAAGACAUUGUGAACAUUUUCUGCGAUGAAAACUCGAUGUACGUUGCUUGCAAAAAGGGGAUUUACAAGAAACUGUUGUCUAACAAUGCCAACCCGUCCACUUGGAUGAAGCUUCAUCAUAAUGCAUGCAUCAAACAAGUGGUAGAUAUGGCCAUAUCAAUGAAGGACCAAACCUUCUCUUUCAUUGCUGAAACCGAGGCAGCUUGUACGCAACUCUUCAGGUUGAAACUGGAUGAUUUUCCAACAUAUCAAGGACACGCCGCCCCCUCGUCGUCCGUUCCAACGGUCGCACCGUGUCCUCUGAACGCCAGUGCAAGAAUCACUGUUGAUUCCCGGUCCCGCAUCAUUGUUGCCGAUUACAAUCCUAGUAAAACUACGGAUCCAGCUCCAGCAUCAUUUGGCUCUAAACCUGGUCAACCUAAUGCAGCUAUGCCAUCAUUUCGAGGAUCGUUUGGCUUAACAUUUGGUCAGCCUAGUGCAGCUCCGCUUUGCUUUAAACCUCCUCAAGCUAGUGCAACUACGGCAUCAGUUCCAGGAUUAUUUGGCUCUCUACCACGUCAAUCUAGUGCAGCUAUGGCACCAGUUCCAGGAUCAUUUGGCCUAACAUUUGGUCAGCCUAGUGCAGCUCCGCUUUGCUUUAAACCUCCUCAAGCUAGUGCAACUACGGCAUCAGUUCCAGGAUCAUUUGGCUCUCAACCACGUCAAUCUAGUGCAGCUAUGGCACCAGUUCCAGGAUCAUUUGGCCUAACAUUUGGUCAGCCUAGUGCAGCUCCGCUUUGCUUUAAACCUCCUCAAGCUAGUGCAACUACGGCAUCAGUUCCAGGAUCAUUUGGCUCUCAACCACGUCAAUCUAGUGCAGCUAUGGUAUCAGUUCUAGGAUCUUUUGGCUCUAAACCACGUCAAUCUAGUACAGCUAUGGCACCAGUUCCAGGAUCAUUUGGCUCUAAACCACGUCAAUCUAAUGCAGCUAUGGCACCAGUUCCAGGAUCAUUUGGCUCUAAACCACGUCAAUCUAGUGCAACUACGGCAUCAGUUCCAGGAUCAUUUGGCUCUAAACCACGUCAAUCUAGUGCAGCUACGGCACCAGUUCCAGGAUCAUUUGGCUUUACAUUUGGUCAGCCUAGUGUAGCUUCGCUUUGCUUUAAACCUCCUCAAGCUAGUGCAACUACGGAACCAACUCCAGCAUCAUUUGGCUUUAAACCUGAUCAAAUUCCUAAGAGACCACCACCUGGCAGAUUCUCUUUCGAUAUGAUGCUACCUCAGCAACAGAAGGUCACAAGUAUCUGCAGCUCCCAGACAGCGUCUGCAGGCACUGGCAAUGCAGAAAACAAACCUUCAUCAACGGCUUCAAAUGGAAAAGAAGGAAAACCAGAAUUGGGGUUACCUAUAACAAGAAUGUCUACGACAAUCUACAGGGGUAAGCCUGGGAAAAUAUCGUCUCCUAGCAUGCAAUGUGGCAGCGUAUUGGGCCUAGGGUCAUCUCAGUUAUCUUUAGAUAAUUUCGAGGUUCCACUUGAUAGGAUUCGAAGUCUUGCAGCCGCCAAGUCAGGUCAGUUGGUGUUCCUCCGCUGGGAUAAGAAAGCCGUCAUCAUCACUGACAAAUACGGUAGAAUCCAGCAUGAAAUUAAGGAACCUGGCAGGAUGUAUUUGUCCAUCUCCUGCACAGAGAGUGACGCCCUCUACGUUCUGUCCGCCUUCUGGGGCAGCCACAUCGUCACGCUCACCAAGCAUUCAUUGCAAGAUGGUGGUCUUCUCGAGCACAUCAUCGACGAACUCGACGUUUCAGCAAACUUUCAGUCAGACGAGUGGCCAGUCAUUGGUAACAAUGGAAACGACCUUGUGGUCAUCAAUGUAGGUGAUGAGAUUCGUGUCUAUGCGGCAGAAGAAUGGGAUUAGGUGACCAUAGCGUUGAGGAGGAUGGAAUCAGUGAUGAGAGUAAUAUCUAACCAAUGUGAUGCUCUAAACACAUGUCCUGUAACACGAAACAACUAAGAGUUUUUUAUAUUAUAUUAAUUCAGAGAGUAAGAAAACGUAGUACAUGAUGUACAUUAGAUUAGCACUUAUAUCUAAAAGACGAAAUCAAAUCCAAAUGUUGACAUUUAGUCACAAUCGGUCCGUCUCUUUGUGUGUAGAGUAACUAAUACAAGACACUUGGCAGGGAAAGGGAGCGAGGGAGAUAUAAUCAGAUUUCUUUUGGACUGGGGUGUUUGACUGAAACCUUCAAACACAUACCCAUGUUUAAGGGCCUUUUGGCUGGGAAAUGUGAAAGUAUUUCAUUUUAAAAAAAAAUCAUGGUGAUCCAUGUAAAAGGCCAAUAUUUUAAAGUGGGUGCUAUUAUAAGGGAUUUUCCAAAACACUAUAUCAUACCCCGUGUUAGGGUUUUUCUUCGCAAACAAAUUU